AUGUCUGCUCUCAAGGCCGGUGAUAGCUUCCCCGAAGACGUCGUCUUUGGCUGGGUCCGUCCCUCGCCCGAAAACGCCGACAUCAACGCGUGCGGCGUCCCUACCAAGUUCCCCGCCAGCUCCCAGUUCAAGAACAAAAAGGUCGUCCUCGUCUCCGUCCCCGGCGCCUUCACCCCCACCUGCUCCGCCAACCACAUCCCCGGCUACAUCGGCAAGACGGCCGAGCUCAAGGCCAAGGGCAUCGACCAGGUCGUCGUCAUUGCCUGCAACGACGCCUGGGUUAUGUCCGCCUGGGGCAAGGCUCAAAAGGUCAAUGACGAGUUCAUCAUCUUUGCCUCGGACGAGGACUGCAAGUUCAGCAAGAGCAUUGGCUGGUUGGCCGCGCCCACCCGCACCGGCCGCUACGCCAUUGUCGUUGAUCACGGCAAGGUCACCUAUGCCGAGCUGGAGCCCGCUGGCGGCGUCACCGUCUCUGGUGCCGACGAGGUCCUCGCCAAGCUGUAA
Messenger RNA from Cordyceps militaris CM01, 504 nucleotides. Its product is annotated as peroxiredoxin-5, putative. Gene Ontology annotation, cellular component: cytoplasm; peroxisome; mitochondrion. Lineage: Eukaryota; Fungi; Ascomycota; Sordariomycetes; Hypocreales; Cordycipitaceae. The record is from RefSeq and is a predicted model, not a curated record. Gene Ontology annotation, biological process: cell redox homeostasis; cellular response to oxidative stress; hydrogen peroxide catabolic process. Bases 1 to 504 code for a protein of 167 amino acids. Gene Ontology annotation, molecular function: thioredoxin peroxidase activity. The transcript is spliced from 3 exons.